CUCCUGAGCAGGUGGCUGGCCCAGCAGAGAGACGCCAUGAGGGUGCUGCUGCUUUUAGGGUCCCUGCUGGUGAACCUGGAGUCGGUGCUUUCGGCUCCACCUUGGAAAGCCUCCAAUAAGUUCAAACACAAGGUGGAGGUGCACCCGGCGGAUGAGCACACAGUGGUCAUCACUGUCACGGGCGAGCCCUGCCACUUCCCCUUCCAGUACCAUCGGCAGCUGCACCACAGAUGUAUCCACAGGGGCAGGCCUGGCCCCCAGCCUUGGUGUGCUACAACUCCAAACUUUGAGCAGGACCAGCAGUGGGCAUACUGCCUGGAGCCUAAGGCAGUGAAAGACCACUGCGGCAAGCACAGCCCCUGCCAGAGCGGAGGGACCUGCUUAAACAUGCCCAAAGGCCCAUACUGCCUCUGUCCAGAGUACCGCACAGGCAAGCACUGCCAGAAAGAGAAGUGUUUUGAGCCCCAGCUUCUGCGCUUCUUCCACGAGGAUGAGAAGUGGUACAGAUUUGGGCCCACGGGCGUGGACAAAUGCUGGUGCAAGGGGCCUGACGCCCACUGCAAGCCACUGGCCAGCCAGGCCUGCCAUACCAACCCGUGCCUCAACGGGGGCCGCUGCUGGGAGGCCGAGGGACACACCCUGUGCCGUUGCCCCGAGGGGUACGCGGGGCCCCUCUGCGACGUGGACACGAGGGCGCACUGCUAUCACGGCCGCGGCCUCAGCUACCGCGGCGCGGCCCGGACCACCCUCUCGGGCGCGGCCUGCCAGCCGUGGACUUCGGAGGCCACCUACCUGAACGUGUCUGCUCACCAAGAGCUGCAAUGGGGGCUGGGCCGCCACGCCUUCUGCCGGAACCCAGAAAAUGACACCCGUCCGUGGUGCUUCACGUUCAAAGGCGACCAACUGAGUUGGGAGUACUGCCACUUGGCACAGUGCCCGGUCGCAGCCAAGACCUCGCCCCUGCUUCCCGUCCCCACCCGGGGGCUUCUGGAGCCUUCAGCCGCGGAGGGGCCUCAGCCCAGCAACCCAGCCGUGCUCGCAACACCCGAGCAGCAGGAUCCUCUGACUGCGGCGGGUCCCGUGGGCUGCGGGCAACGGCUCCGAAAGCGGCUGUCCUCUCUGAAACGCAUCGUCGGGGGACUGGUGGCGAUGCCAGGCGCGCACCCCUACAUCGCCGCGCUGUACUGGGACCAGAAUUUCUGCGCUGGCAGCCUCAUCGCCUCCUGCUGGGUGCUGACGGCCGCUCACUGCCUGCAGAACCGGCCGGCCCCGCAGGAGCUGACCGUGGUGUUGGGCCAGGAUCGCCAUAACCAGAGCUGCGAGCAGUGCCAGACGCUGGGCGUGCGCGCCUACCGCCUGCACGAGGCUUUCUCUCCCACCAGCUAUCAGCACGACGUGGCCCUGCUGCGCUUGCAAGAGCGCGAGGACGGCAGCUGCGCGCGCCUGUCGCCCUAUGUCCAGCCCGUGUGCCUGCCCAGCGGCGCUGCUGCGGGACCCGCCGAGACUGAGGCUUCGAAUUGCGAGGUGGCCGGCUGGGGCUACCAAUUCGAGGAGUCUCAAGAAUAUUCCAGCUUCCUGCAGGAGGCGCGCGUGCCGCUCCUCCCCCGAGAGCGCUGCUCCGCCUCCGACGUGCAUGGAGCCGCCUUCCUGCCGGGGAUGCUGUGCGCUGGCUUCCUCCAGGGCGGCACCGACGCUUGCCAGGGUGAUUCCGGGGGCCCGCUGGUGUGUGAGGAUGAAGCCUUGGAGAAGCGAGUUGUCCUGCGGGGUGUGGUCAGCUGGGGCUCUGGCUGUGGCAACCGCUACAAGCCUGGAGUCUACACGGAUGUGGCCAAUUACGUGGCCUGGAUCCAGGAGCACACUGCUUCCUGACCGCGCUGGGCACUUCUUUUUUCCUGUGCGUGGUGGGCAGAUGGCGGCGGCAGGACAUCGAAGACUGCGUUCUAGUCCCCUGAGCCGCCAGCCUGGACCGGGUGUGGCAAAUGCACUCAAUAAAGUGCUUGGCAAAUGCUUA
Molecule: messenger RNA, 2011 nt
Organism: Echinops telfairi (small Madagascar hedgehog)
Lineage: Eukaryota; Metazoa; Chordata; Mammalia; Afrosoricida; Tenrecidae
Gene: F12
Product: coagulation factor XII
Exons: 14
Coding region: 37-1869 (610 amino acids)
Biological process (GO): blood coagulation; zymogen activation
Cellular component (GO): extracellular region; rough endoplasmic reticulum
Molecular function (GO): calcium ion binding; serine-type endopeptidase activity
Source: RefSeq, a predicted model, not a curated record